AUGAAAAUUCCCUCCAUUCCUCUAAACACUGGCGCCGCGCUCCCAAUUUUCGGAUUAGGAACGUGGCAGGUCAAAGACGACAAAGAGCUGAAAACAUCGCUUCGAACGGCGUUAGAUGCAGGCUACAGGCUUAUUGACACUGCCCAUAUCUACAAAAACGAGCAUAUCAUUGGAGAAGUGCUCCAUGAGUACAUUUCCACUGGAAGAUUAAAACGAGAAGAGAUUUUCAUCACUUCUAAACUUCCACUCGUCGCGCACGCUCCUGAAGACGUUGAAAAGUGUGUGAAUGGUCAACUGGGCGCGUUGAAACUUGACUAUAUUGAUUUAUAUCUAAUCCAUUGCCCGUGUCCCUGCAAACAUCAGGAAGGUAGCUGGAUACCGUUGACAGAUGACAAAGGGAAAUUAGUUUUUGAUGAGAAGACCACUCAUAUUGAUACCUGGAGGGAAUUGGAGAAACUUUAUUAUGCUGGGAAGCUAAGAGCCCUGGGUGUGUCCAGAUUCAGCGCCCGCCAACUCGAGCACCUCUAUGACCUAGCCGACGUGAAACCUGCAAACAUCCAAGUGGAAUGCCAUAUCUAUUGGCAACAGGAGAAUCUUCAAAGAGUCUGUCGGAAGCUUGGAGUCACCUUGACCGCCUUCGCGCCUCUUGGCUCCCCCGGCAGAAAAUCUUCAAGACCUGAUGGCAAUUGGCCGGAUGGGGACCCACUACUGGAUCCUCUUGUUCUUCAACUAGCCGAGAAGUAUCAGAAGUCCCCGGCGCAAAUUCUUAUACGGGUUUUGACUCAAAAUGGGAUUUCGGUAAUACCAAAGAGUGUGAAUCCGCUGAGAAUUCUAGAGAAUAUAUCGAGUUUUGACUACGAGUUGAAUGAGGAAGAUAUGCAUGAACUGGAGGACAAGGGGAAGACUCGAAUCAAGCUUUUUAAUUUGGAUUUCGCGAUUGGACAUCCAUUGUACCCAGAUGGGGAAAAUUGA
Molecule: messenger RNA, 972 nt
Organism: Caenorhabditis remanei
Lineage: Eukaryota; Metazoa; Nematoda; Chromadorea; Rhabditida; Rhabditidae
Exons: 4
Coding region: 1-972 (323 amino acids)
Cellular component (GO): cytosol
Molecular function (GO): aldose reductase (NADPH) activity
Source: RefSeq, a predicted model, not a curated record